ACAUCGAGAGGAGAUCACGUCGGAGGAGCUAGUUUUCCUGCAUGGACCAAAUCAGAGAACUGCAAGAAGAAGAAGAACGAGCAUUGUGUGGGGCUGAGAGAGAGCGUAUAAUAAUGCGACGCUUACCUCCUCUCGUUCAAUGAUAAUCCUUCUCUACUGCCUGCCCGAGUCUCACUGGAUCCAAGCCACUGUUCUUCCCAGCUAGCUCCGUAUAUGUACGUAUAAUAUGACAGCUUCCACUUUCAAUCCGUGACACACGUUGUUUGCACGUCUCUGCAAAAUCAUCAAUUCGGUUGCUCCACUGACGAAGCAUUUAUUGUUUCUUGAAGCAAAAACUGCAGCGAAGGAAAGUGUUGGACAGAGAGCGAAUAUUUUGCUGGCGAUUGCUAAUAAAUACUGAACGGAAACAAACACUACUAGUAAAAGUUGUUUUACGGUAUUGUAGUUGUCUGUUUGUGAACCUGUUGACCUGUUACUGAACAGAGUUAUUUACACCUCGAUAAAAGGACAACUCAUCCAAGUGUUGUCUUUUAAAUAACUCGUUUACUCGCUUGGUAUACAUACGAGUGAAUUGAGGUGAAGUGAGACAGUGAAAGUAGAUACUCCGCAGUUUGGAUUCGUUUCGUUUGUGCAUGCAGGAUUUUUUCUUGAGAUCUACCAAAUAUGGUGAUGCACAAAGUGGCACGAGUUGUCCAGCAAGGAAUGGAGAAUCCGAUGGAUGGAGGAUCAUUUCCUGAAGGUUCAGAAUACAACGUGGAGGAUUUUGACGAGUACUUACUCAUGCAAGAAGUACAACGUGAGGAGCAAUUGAACAGGUGCCGAGCCCUGCAACCCAAUGCGACUCUUUCUCACCCUCCACCACCCACAUCUCAUUCGACCACCCUUCAUGACAUGGAAGGUGGAGGUUCCUCCCACCACAUUAUGAACGGAGGUAACCACAUCCUUCCUGAUCACCAAUGUCCAUCACAAGGCCCACAACCUCCACUCAACAAUGGACCUCGACGAAAUGGACACCCAGGCAGCGUGUUUUGCCCCAACGGCCCAUCCUCUGGAAUUUCUCCCACACGGCAACAACAACAACAGCACAGCAUUAAACUUGGAAGUCCUAGUACUCCACCAGCCACACCCCCUGAUGCUUCCCCUACUCACCCUUAUCAACUCCCCUCCUCACCUGGUUUCGCGAAUGGCCCCAUUCCCAAUAAUCAAAUGCACCACACCGUCGUUGUUGAGCACGAGUCCCAUUUAAGGCUCAACGCCAUGUCACAAGAAGAAAUGGGGAUUUGGCAACAAAAUCAGCACGGUUUACCCCCUCACCGAAGACAAUUAUUUGACAAUCCAUUGGAUCUCACCCCUCUCGGGGGUCAUGGUGGUCCGGAUGGGAUGGAGCAAGGUUGUGGGGGCUGGUUUCGUAAAAUCGAGCAUCAUCCAGGACAUCAACUCCACGGCUUCCCCUCCCCACAUCCGUCAAUGGGUCACCAGGGUCAACCGAACGGCAAUGGUACUGGAAGAAUGUCGUCUCGUGAGCAGGGCGAGUCAAGGGAUAGUUUCGACACACACGACUCGGAUAGUUACUGCACUUCGCGACCCAUUUCCGGUGAUCUGAGUGAAGAUCAGUUGAUUGCAUUACCAGUGAGAGAACUAAACAAGCGACUUCACGGAUUGCCCAGGGAUUUGGUCGUGAGGCUGAAACAAAAGAGGAGAACUUUGAAAAACAGAGGAUAUGCACAAAAUUGCAGAACGAAAAGAGUCCACCAAAAAAACUUGCUAGAAGAAAAGACCCGCAUUUUGCAGAAGGAAGUCCAUCGCUUGAUCCAGGAACGAGACAUGUGGAAAUCUAAAUGUGAGCACCUUCGAAGAAGUUACAAUCAUAACAACAACAACAGUAAUCAAAUCAAUGCCAACACCCAACAGAAUGGAUUAGUGCAUCAAAAUAUCAAUCCAGGAGGAGGUGGUGGACCCAACAACAACAACAGUAAUCACUCUAAUGGACCCAUCCAUCCCAACAGCAACGCCAACCACAGUCACAACCACUGCAAUGGAAACUCUGGUGGGAACAGCUUGCAAGUCGCAACUGGGCAGUUGGAUAAGCAGAAUCCCAUGCUGAACGUCCCCACAUCUGUGUCGAGGUACAACCCCUCCCGUUCCCCAACCCCUGCUCAGCAUUACUGACCCCGUCUCGACGGCACGUCCUUCAGUCACCCACCGACCCUCACAUGAUGACAAACAACAUGAUGAUGUUACUUAAGUAGUCUUACUUUUGUAAUUCGGCUAACAUUCGACGACGACUAUUAGCGGUAUUACACAAAUAUUUCAACAAAGCUCAAAUUAUUCUCUCAUAUAAUUUACUCGCAAAAAAGCAAACUUAAGCAAUCUCACAACACAAUAGCAUAGCAAUAUACAUACAUAAUGAGACUUUAAAAUUAAUUAUUCACUGGUCGACAAGAGUUAACGAAAUUGCUAAUUACUGACUUAGAAAUCUAUAUACAUUUAGAAAUCGAUGCAAUGAUCUUUGAUGUUGCAAAAAAUAUUGCACGAGCUUCGUCAUCUUGGCCACUCACCUACCCCACAUGCGAUAACACAGUGCAGCAGGAAGGGGAGUCGUUAUAGGUUGGAGUGAGGGAGAGUGAGAGAAAGUGCUGACGAUACUUUUCCGGCUUUCAUCUUCUUCUUCUUCUUGAUGCAGUCGAGCAUCCAGUUAGGAAACCAAUUUGGAACUCUAAAUGGCAAAAAAAGAUUCGUAUAAACAAUGGUUAUCAAUGUGUAUAGAUUACAAGGUAGGAGGGCGUCUGUUUUGUUUACGGUUCGACUUAUUAUGGAGGGUUUCACGCAUUUGGGGCAUCUUGAAAUUUGCAUUAAAACUCAACUAAAAAACUUUGUUCUCACUUUCAUUUCAUAUUUACAGUAACAAUAAUAAGUUUUUUUAAAGAAAAUUUUGUAGAGUGAUCUAUUACUAUGAUCUAUUUAUUAUUAAACGGUUAAAUAACAUGAUAUACAUACAUUUUCCCAGUUUUGUUUUGCUAGAUGACAUCGUGCUUGAAGCAAUGUCUCAGUUUGUCUCAUAAUGUCGCAUAAUUAUUCAAUUUAUUGAGUCAAUAAGUAUUAAAAAUGCGAUUGCUUUCUGAAGUAAGGUUGGAAUAGUAAAAAAAGUAGAGCAUGUAUGGAAUUAUUAUUAAUUUAGCAAAUACACAUUAAACGGAACUAGAAACAAUUCAAGGCUAAGUCUUACCUGUUGUACCUGGGUAUAAAGUUAUGUUGUUAAAUUUUAUGCUUUAGUGUACUGCACCAAGUUUGUGGUUGUGCAAAUUCAACUAACUUGAAAAAGUCGUAAAAAUAGGAAUUGGAACAAUGUUGUAUGCAAAAUUGAGUGCGGUUUGGUAGGAAAGAGAUGAGAAUUAUGAGAACAUAAAAAGUUUCCUUGUGGAGGCUUAAGUAUAAAGACUUAUCGCAAAACUUGUGCUUGUAAAUAACCCGAUACGUACUUAAGUUUACAAAUUCUGGAGAGAGAGCAGCAUAGCCGCAGCAGCCGAGGAGGAGAGGCACCCAAAACAGAGAGCGUUCAGUACAUACAUUCCGCCAGUACUUGUGUAAUUUGAAGCACUCGAAAUCGAAACUUCCUCAUUGCACGAGGACGAGGUACACACACAUUAUUGGUCGGUAAUUGUAUCGCUAUCCGAGUACUUACUUAACUUAUUAUGAUACUUUGUAAACUAAUGUAAAGGAACGAAACGUGCCAAAUUCGAGAAAAACUAACUCCACUAACCCUCAUAAUUUAUUGCGUUUCGUGUAUAUGUACAUGUAUAAAUUCUCGUAUGGCAUUGUGAAUUUAAUUGCUGCUACGAGAACCUGCUCCAGAAUGGAUGUCGGCAUGUUACUUAAGUCGAUAUACUCGUAUAAAUGUAUUCUGUAUGUCAUACAUAGUUAGUGUGUGUGUCUAAUCAAACAAUUAUCCGUUUCAAUGAUGUAACACAUAAAAGUCAAGAAAGAAGUCUCAUGCACUAAUAAUGUUGUAUUAUGUAUAAUCUUACUUACACGUGUAACAUGCUUGUUUCCCAUCGUCACUAAUUUUAUUCAAGACAAACUAUUAAAUAUGGUUUAAGAAAUGGAAAUUUCAAUGGUGAUAUGUACAGAAAUUUUAAAUUUUCAUGUCAAUAAAUUACGAAAAUUGACUUUA
This is a messenger RNA of Folsomia candida, 4171 nucleotides long. RefSeq names its product transcription factor MafB. Gene Ontology annotation, molecular function: DNA-binding transcription factor activity, RNA polymerase II-specific; RNA polymerase II cis-regulatory region sequence-specific DNA binding. The transcript has 3 exons. The coding region runs from base 664 to 2169 and encodes 501 amino acids. Gene Ontology annotation, biological process: regulation of transcription by RNA polymerase II. The record is from RefSeq and is a predicted model, not a curated record. Gene Ontology annotation, cellular component: nucleus. Lineage: Eukaryota; Metazoa; Arthropoda; Collembola; Entomobryomorpha; Isotomidae.